Molecule: messenger RNA, 1621 nt
Organism: Gadus chalcogrammus (walleye pollock)
Lineage: Eukaryota; Metazoa; Chordata; Actinopteri; Gadiformes; Gadidae
Gene: six6a
Product: SIX homeobox 6a
Exons: 2
Coding region: 210-947 (245 amino acids)
Biological process (GO): regulation of transcription by RNA polymerase II; eye development
Cellular component (GO): nucleus; transcription regulator complex
Molecular function (GO): RNA polymerase II cis-regulatory region sequence-specific DNA binding; DNA-binding transcription factor activity, RNA polymerase II-specific
Source: RefSeq, a predicted model, not a curated record
UCGAGUCGUGAUGCUCUUGUACUCUCGACCCUCGCCCACCGAGUUGAGCAGGAGGAGGAUGCAGCAGUGAGCCGGAGCGACUCGCUCCUCACCGAAUGUAACAGAGCAUCCGAUCCGUUCGGACCGGAGGUUCGACCCGAGGAGGCGCGCGAGGACGGAGGAGUGCGACGCACGAGCGACGGGAGGAGGAAGGGACACGCUCAGCCUCCAUGUUUCAGCUGCCCAUCUUAAACUUUAGCCCCCAGCAGGUCGCGGGGGUCUGCGAGACCCUCGAGGAGAGCGGGGACAUCGAGCGCCUCGGCCGCUUCCUGUGGUCCCUGCCGGUCGCCCCAGCCGCCUGCGAGGUCCUCAACAAGAACGAGGCGGUGCUGAGGGCGCGCGCCAUCGUGGCCUACCACAGCGGUAACUUCCGGGAGCUCUACCACAUCCUGGAGAACCACAAGUUCACCAAAGACUCGCACAGCAAGCUGCAGGCCCUGUGGCUGGAGGCGCACUACCAGGAGGCGGAGAAGCUGCGGGGCCGCCCGCUGGGGCCCGUGGACAAGUACCGCGUGCGGAAGAAGUUCCCGUUGCCCCGCACAAUCUGGGACGGCGAGCAGAAGACCCACUGCUUCAAGGAGAGGACCCGACACUUGUUACGGGAAUGGUACCUGCAGGACCCCUACCCCAACCCCAGUAAAAAGAGGGAGCUUGCCCAGGCCACCGGACUUACCCCCACACAAGUGGGGAACUGGUUCAAGAACCGGAGACAAAGAGACCGAGCGGCGGCCGCCAAGAACCGGCUCCAGCAGCAGGUCCUCUCCGGGGGGUCGGUGCGGUCGCUGGCGGAUGACGACGGGACGGCGGACCGCCUCGGGAACUCGUCGAGCCCCGAGGCCAGCCUGUCCAGCAAGGCCGCCGCCUCGGCCAUCUCCAUCACGUCCAGCGACAGCGAAUGUGACAUCUGACGGCCUCGCGCGAGGCCGUCCGCAAGUCGGGAGGACAGUUAACGCGCAAUAAAUAAAGGAGAGGAAGAGAGAUCAGGAGAGAGAGGAAGAGAGACAAUCUAAAACAGACUUAGUGCCUGCGUGGAAAACAAACACUACGACUGUCGUUCGAUGGCGACAGAAACCCGAGGGACGGAAGUCCCGUCUUAAGCCGCCUUCCGGUAUUGUUUCGCUUUGACCACAUGCGGAGAAAUCUAAAAACGAUGCAUGGAGAAUAUCCCUGAUAACAUCCCGGAUAACAUCCCGGAUCACAUCCCUCUGAAGGGGGCGGGGGGGGGGACCGAGGCCUCCAGACGAGAGUGAAUUGAAAAAAGGAAUCUGAAGAAGACAUUUGAACGCCUAACCUGCUAUUUUCUGUGGGUAUUUCAUGUUGAAAGACUGUGAUAUUUUUAAUUUACUUUAAAAGUUUUAUAAAUAAUGUUUAUUUACCUAUUUAAACGAUUGGCUUUGUCUCUUAGGUUUUCAUAUUGAUUUGCUUGGUGUUUUUAAUAUUUACGUGUGCACAGGUUAACUGGUCAGCAUGUGCGCUUUAGUGGAAAUGUGAUUCAGUAAAAAAAGAAAAGUAAAGAUAACUUAAUAAAAUAUUUGUUGACAAAAUAACGCAAGUUUAGUCCUUUAUUCUUCAAGGUGAUAAC